UCUAGACGCAGAAAAUGAACUGUUUAGUCUCCUGGCUUGUGAUCUUUACGUUGAUGGUCGAUAUCGUGUCAACUAGUGACAUGUACUCAUCUGUGGCUGAGUUAGAACGACUUUACGAAAAGGAGCAACACGUUGGCCAACGACUUGAACAUUUCCUCCUCAUCAUCAAACAGCAAACGGCCGCCAUCGAUCAGUACCUAACAGAAUUUAGAGAAAUUCAUUCGGCUCAUUUAGAUUCGAGGGCAGUGAUUAGUAACCCAAUCAACGCUUUCCACAUGAUGAAACGUCUAACAAUCUCUUGGCAAUCAGUCAAAACAGCACUGGAAUCUCAAGUCAAUGUGACUGACAUUGUUCAAGAAGUUCUGAACAUGUCGAAGAGUUUCCCAAGUGAAGACGAUCUGUCAGGAGCGGCAUUUUCUUUAGCUGACUUGCAGGGAGCCUAUCGAUUGAACGUCAGCCAACUUGCGAGCGGUAAUGUCCAAAUGUUCGAUCGAAUCUCUUUUCCCAGCUUGAAAGGACUAAAUGCUCGAGAUUGUCUUUUCAUCGGCAAGCAUGCUUUCAACAAAGGGCUUUACGAUCAGGCCGUUGAUUGGAUAUCUACCGCCGCGGAAGUUGCCCAAUCCGAGAGCAAUCAAUCAGCAACUGUCGCUGAAAUCAAGCCUUUUCUAUCGACUGCAAUCCGUGUGCACGACGAUGUUCUAGAGAAAAAAGGUCCCCUCGGAGACAACUGGCGGACUAAUCCGGAGCCGUUUAAGCCGCGCGUCAAGACGGUCCGCGGAGGCAAUCAAUCACAACGCCAACGGAUUGUCGAUGCGAAAAACAAUGCGCACAGAUUGGCGACAGACAAAUCACCCGUUUGGGAAGAAACGGAAAUCUUUUUCAGACUUUGUCGAGGAGAGCAAUCUCGGCCGACACGUCUGACGAGCAAGUUAAAGUGCCGUCACAUCAGCCACACUGGUCCGUACUUCAUGGUGCGGCCAUUAAAACUGGAAGAGCAUUCUCUAGUGCCUUAUAUUGCAGUCUUUCACGACUUCAUGUCCGACGCAGAGACAGAGCUAUUCAAAUCGUUGGCCAUCGAGAAUUUAGAAAGGUCGGCGCACGGGAGCAAACGUUCAGGACGUCAGGGAGCUACUAGCGAUAAGCGCACGUCCAAACAGUCGUGGGUGCAGGAUGGCAGCCAUCAUGCGGUUGAUAAAAUCUCAAAGAGGAUCAGCGACUCUGUCGGCCUCAACAGCCAGCCUUCUGAUGUCGGAUCCGAACAUUAUCAAGUGGCCAAUUACGGCAUCGGUGGAAGAUAUACUCCGCACAGUGAUCAUGGUGUUCUUUUCCAAUCUGGAGGCCAACCCACUGAGUUUGAGCUGAUGCGCGGCGAUCGCAUCCUUACCUUCAUGACUUACUUGGAUGACGUGGAAGAAGGCGGAGCGACUGUUUUCACUCGCGCGGGAGUGACCGUCUGGCCCAAGAAAGGAAUGGCCGUCUUUUGGUGGAAUCUCAUGUCGGAUUUGAGCGGUGACAUGUUAACUCGUCACGGUGGAUGUCCCGUGCUUCACGGAUCGAAAUGGAUUUGCAACAAGUGGUUUCAUAGCGGCGAGCAAUUUCUUAAACGCCCUUGUGGCAAAAAGCCAAAAUCUCGGAUUUCCUAUCCUGGAGCGAAAUGACGUGAACGGAAUCACACUCUAGUC
Molecule: messenger RNA, 1682 nt
Organism: Daphnia carinata
Lineage: Eukaryota; Metazoa; Arthropoda; Branchiopoda; Diplostraca; Daphniidae
Product: prolyl 4-hydroxylase subunit alpha-1-like
Exons: 10
Coding region: 15-1658 (547 amino acids)
Biological process (GO): peptidyl-proline hydroxylation to 4-hydroxy-L-proline
Cellular component (GO): endoplasmic reticulum
Molecular function (GO): protein binding; iron ion binding; procollagen-proline 4-dioxygenase activity
Source: RefSeq, a predicted model, not a curated record